AUGGCCACCCCAGGAGUAUUUCACGAAUAUAUGGACCUUGAAUCUGCCAGCAUUCUCCCUCUUGGCCCCCUCAUCACACAUGAUCAGUUCGAGAACACCAACGCUCGACAGUUGCCACCGACUACGAUGGUGGCACCACCAAGAAAUUCUCUUUCUAAUUCCCAUCCCAUGAACAACGCAGUCUUCGCCGUCGAACUCUUAAACUCCCUCACUUACUUCAGCUAUGCGAACACUUCCGAGCGCGCCCUUGCCCACGAUGUGGCCGUUCGCUUGACAGACGCCUUGAUCGCUUCUGGUUGGCUCGAAGAUGCCGAUCAUAGCACUCUUUGGAUUCGGGGAUCGGGCAGUGGUGCGGAAAUUCGACGCAACCUUAUUCUUGCCGACCGCCUCAACAAGUUGCAGAUACAAUCAGAUCAAAUGAAUGCAAGAGAAGGCGAAACAGCUAAAGCGCGCCAUCACGAAACAUCUUUUCAACUCCACCCUCAUGCGUGUCUCUGA
Messenger RNA from Exophiala mesophila, 498 nucleotides. RefSeq lists its product as uncharacterized. The record is from RefSeq and is a predicted model, not a curated record. NCBI's taxonomy places the organism in Eukaryota, Fungi, Ascomycota, Eurotiomycetes, Chaetothyriales, Herpotrichiellaceae. The coding region runs from base 1 to 498 and encodes 165 amino acids. The transcript has 2 exons.